UUUUGGGCGUGCACACACGCCCGUUUAGAACCGCGCCCUCAACCCGAGGGAAGCGACCUCGCGCGUUCCCCCCCCGCAGGCAGUCGCUGGUCCCCGCUGGCCACGUGGGCGGCGUAUCCGUUCCGCGUGGGGCCAGGAGCGGGCGACUCGGUCCAAGCGCGUUCUCGGUGGCUGAGGCUGAGGGGGGAGGCGAUAACGGGGAAAGCGAAGCCCGGCCGUCUUCCGCGAGAGAAGGUGAAGGGGUGGAACGGAAACUGGAAAAGAAACGCGCAGUUGCUUGGAGCUACUGUUUGGAGGAGGUCAUCUCAACAUGGCUGUGUUUUCCAGCUAACUCAGGGAUGAAAGGGAAAACAGCAUUUUCAUGGAACCCAGUGAAACAGAGCAAAAUUUCUCCGUGUGAUCGAUACAAACAUGCCUGCUGCAUCUGUAGGGGAUUCCUUUAUGUUUAUGGUGGCCGGAGAAAUACCAGCUUGAGUGAUUUCUGGCGGUUCAAAAUAGUGAGUAAUGAAUGGGAGAAGCUGGACAAUUCAAAAGAUGGCCCAGAAGAACUGGAAGAGCACACAAUGGUGGAUUAUCAGGAUAUCCUGUAUAUCUUUGGUGGAAUGGUAGAUUCAGCUUUCACACAGAAGAUAAAUCCCCUAUGGAUGUAUGACACAGAUUCAACCAAGUGGAUAGCCUGCCAGCUCCCAGCAGUAGAGGGUGAGGCUCUAGUUCCUGUUAAUCGGAAGGGCCACAGUGCUGUGGUCUACAGGGGCCAUAUGUAUAUAUAUGGGGGAUACAUUGACAUUAAAGGUGCUUCCCAAGAAUUCUGGACCUUUCAUUUUGAUACAAAACAGUGGACCCCUGUAUCAGCUGCAUCCAGUGGGGGUAGCCCGGGCCCCCGACAUGGUCAUUCUGCUGUGGUUUAUGGCAAUGGCAUGUACUUGUUCGGAGGAUUAAUGGGAUUGAGCGAACAGAAGGACUUCUGGAUGUGGGAUUUCAUGGCCACCAACUGGUCUAGUAUCAGGAGAAGCCAGGGGCCUCCAAGAGUGGUGGGCCAUUCUGCUUUAAUCUUUGAAGAUUCCAUGCUAGUCCUUGGUGGAGGCAUUUCUAACACUAAGCCAAGUAGUAUUUUGUGGCAAUAUCAUUUUCCAUCUCAAAUGUGGAAAAAACUGCCUAGCCCCAUGGCACUUUCAUCCAAAGCAUAUCAUCACAUGCUGGGAACUGGAUUUGGUGUCCAAGGGGCUGCUGAUUCUCCGCUGAGAUCACUGAGCUGCUUGAAUUUUAAAGAAAAGGGUUGUUCAAAGCUACUGGCUCUUUCUAAACAGCAUUCCUGUUUCUGUGAGCAUCUUCAUGGGGAACCUACAUACCAGAUACUCAACAAUGACGGUGGCUCUGAAAUAGAAAUGAAAACUUUUUGCCGGUCUUCGAUGGAGCUAGGAUUCUUUUCAUAUCAAACCACUUCCAGUGCAGAAUUGAAUUCAGCUCCAGCAGCAGAGUUGCCAUGUAAAGUAAGGCCCUCAUAUCUCAACAUCGCCAAAGAACAGGAGUUUGCCACCACAGAUCUAACAGCUGGAGGGUCAAGCUUAGGCUCUCUGAAAAAUGGAAAUGGGGACGUUUGUGAAUCCUCUGUUGUGAUGCUACUUGUUGGAGGUAAACCUCUGUCCAGUUCCUCUGCAAUCUCAUUUUGGCAAUUGGAACUAAACAGAACUUAAAUGGCAGAUCACUCCCAAGAGGCAGAAGACAUGGCUAGGCUCCGUGAAGUCAGCGUCUAGGAAGAAUCACUUGACAAUUCUUGCUUACAGUUGUAUCAUGAAACCUAAGUUCAUGCUUUUUUGUGUGAGUGCAAAGUAUUUGGGAAUCCAUAAAACAUUUUUCUGGAAGAAUCUUUUCAGCUCUUGUAGCUAUGCUCUGUAGACAACUUGGGCCUGCGCAUGCAGAUGAGGCAGUAUAAUUAUGAAGCAGCCAUUGGUUGCAUUCAUUUUUUUCUUUCUUCGUGUACCACUUCAAAGCCCUUUGCAAAUUAUCUACAUAACUCCUACAAGAACCCCAGUAAGAUAAUUCCCAUGACUAAGGUAAAGGUGGUGCUGCGGGUUAAACCGCUGAGCUUGCUGAUCGGAAGGACGGCAGUUCGAAUCCACGUGACGGGGUGAGCUCCCAUUGCUAGUCCCAGCUCCUGCCAACCUAGCAGUUCGAAAACAUGCAAAUGUGAGUAGAUUAAUAGGUACCACUUCAGCAGGCAGGUAAUGGUGUUCCGUUUAGUCAUGCCGGCCACAUGACCAUGGAAGUGUCUAUGGACAAACGCCGGCUCUUCGGCUUUGAAACGGAGAUGAGC
Molecule: messenger RNA, 2314 nt
Organism: Candoia aspera
Lineage: Eukaryota; Metazoa; Chordata; Lepidosauria; Squamata; Candoiidae
Product: ras guanine nucleotide exchange factor F-like
Exons: 8
Coding region: 339-1694 (451 amino acids)
Cellular component (GO): Golgi apparatus
Molecular function (GO): protein binding
Source: RefSeq, a predicted model, not a curated record